CCUCCUGCUUCUCCUCCGUCGGGUGCGGGGGAGGGGGUGGACCCCGCCUGCAAAGAACCUGUGGGACGGUUCGAACUGCGCUUCGGUUUGGGCCGCGGCUCGGAGGGGAAAGCGAGGGUCGGGAAGCGCGGCCAUGCGGGCUCCUGCGGGUCUCCGUCGCCCCCUGCCCGGUUCGGUUGUUGGGGUCCGGGAGGGCAGCCCGACUGCUCCCCGCCGCCACGGUGGAACCAGCCCGCGGGAGUCGCUCCGGCCGGCCGCGCGCAGUCAUAGGGGUUUCAGGGGCCGCUGUCGGAAUUCUAGACCCUGCCGGUUAAGAAUGUCUGUAUUUCUUCUGACCUGAGAGUUGAACUUACACUCCUUUUAGAAGAAUGGAUUUGUUAGAUUUCAAAAAGCUUAUGAUUCUUCUCUGGAAGAAUUUUACUUUAAAGAGGCGGAAAUGUAUGGCUUUAGUUGUGGAGAUACUCAUAGCAGUUAUGUUUGGUAUUUCACUUUUGGGACUACGCAAUAUUAUUAUUUUAAAAAAGACUGGACCUUUCAAUUAUACUGCUUUUCCUGUCAAUCAUAAACCUUCAUUCAUUGAAGCACCUGUCACUUUUCCUUAUCCUUGGGAAUUGGCUUACAUACCUUCCAAAAGUGCUGUGGUACAGAAUAUUGUUGAAAACGUGAAAAAGGAUUUAAACACCAACAUGAAAGUUGUAGGCUUUUCUUCAGAAAGAGAUUUUGAAAAUUACCUUAAGCAAAGUAAGAACUCUGAAAAGGUUCUGGCUGCUAUUGUUUUUGAUCAUGACUUCCAAAAUAGCAAUGAUGCUGUGCCACUUAAGGUAAAAUAUUAUUUGCGUUUUAGUUAUUUCAAGAAGAACAAAAGUGUUUCUCAGUUGGCUGGCUGGUUCACAAAUUCUCUCUUUCCUUUAUUGCCUUUGGAACCCAGAGACGUUCAGGCUGCAGAUGGAGGCAGGCCUGGGUACAUCAGUGAAGGGUUCCUGCUUGUGCAACAUGCCUUGGAUAAGGCCAUCAUGCUGUACCAUAGUGGCACUGCUGCAGAAACACUGUUCAAUAGUGUCAACAUUUUUGUUCAGAGAUUUCCAUACCCACUACAAAACACUGAUCUAUUCUUUGUAAUUGCUGCUAUUAUCAUCCCUGUAAUAGUUGCGUUUGUCUUUUCUAUGAAUCAUCUUACCUUAGUUCAAUCCAUUGUAUGGGAAAAGGAAAACCAGUUAAAGGAGUUCCAGCUCAUGUCAGGACUCAGUAAUUGGAUGCUCUGGACUGCCUAUUUCAUCACAUUCCUUUUUUUCUAUCUUUUUGACAUCAUUUUUAUGUGCUUUAUCUUUUUUGUCAAGAUUGAACCUGCACCAGUCUUCCAGUACAGUGACCCAAGUCUCAUCUUCGUCUUUUUGCUGUUCUAUGCCAUCGCCAUAAUAUUCUUCAGCUUUAUGGUUAGCACGUUCUUUGAUAAAACCACUGUUGCUGUUAUUUUUGGAGGUUUCAUUUUUUUAAUCAUUUAUAUUCCAUCUACUUUAUUAGUAAGUGACUAUAAUAAGAUGAUAUUCCACCAGAAGCUGAUUUCCUGCCUCAGCUUUAAUGUUGCCAUGGCAUUGGGAUUUAAGUUUAUAGCUGAGGCAGAAGCAAUGAAAACGGGAGUUAAAUGGAGUAACAUCUUCUCAUCAACACAUUUGGACGAUUUUUUAUUUGUUUAUGUGAUGGGAAUGUUUUUACUUGACUCUUUCUUAUAUGGUCUCGUGGCCUGGUAUGUAGGAGCUGUCUUUCCGGGGAAAUAUGGUAUGCCCAAACCAUGGAACUUUUUCUUGAUGCGCUCUUACUGGGCUAGGAAACAACAUGCAACAAAGGGUGAAACAAUCCAAUAUGAGAAGACAGUGCAAAGCAAGUAUUUUGAAGAUGAACCCACCGACUUGGUGGCCGGCAUCCAGAUCAAACAUGUGCACAAGGUAUUCCAAGAGAAUAACACUAUCAAAGUAGCUGUAAAGGACUUGUCUUUGAAUUUAUAUGAGGGGCAGAUCACUGUUCUUCUAGGACCUAAUGGGGCAGGAAAAUCCACUACUCUAUCCAUUCUUUCAGGUCUCUAUCCUGCUACCUCUGGGAAGGCCUAUAUCAAUGGAUAUGACAUCUCACACGAUAUGAACCAAAUCAGGAAAUCCUUUGGCGUGUGUCCCCAGAAGAACCUGUUGUUUGAUUACUUGACAGUGUCAGAACACCUUUAUUUUUAUUGUAUGAUCAAAGGAGUGCCUCACAAAAUGUGUCUCAAGGAAAUCGGCCACAUGCUGUCAGUUUUUAAACUGCUAGAAAAACAGUCUGCAUUUUCAAAGUCACUGAGUGGGGGAAUGAAGCGCAAACUCUCCAUCAUCAUAGCACUGAUAGGGGGCUCCAAGGUGGUGAUAGUUGAUGAGCCAACAUCUGGCAUGGACACAGCCUCCAGGAGGGCCACCUGGGAUCUCCUCCAGAACUAUAAACAGGGUCGCACUAUCCUGCUGACCACCCACUACAUGGAUGAGGCUGAUGUGCUGGGUGACCGCAUAGCCAUCAUGGUCAACGGGUCCCUGAAGUGCUGUGGUUCUUCAAUGUUCCUGAAACACUUAUAUGGUGUGGGAUACCACAUAGUCAUGGUGAAGGCACCUCACUGUGAUGUUGAAGAAAUCUCAAAGCUGAUUCAUCAUUAUGCACCAAAUGCCACUUUGGAGAGCAAUGUUGGAACUGAGUUAUCAUUUAUUCUACCCAAAGAGUACACAGACAGGUUUGAAGAUCUGUUUACUACUCUGGAAAGGAGACAGGACGAGCUGGGCAUUAAUGAUUUUGGUGCCUCUGUCACAACCAUGGAGGAAGUCUUCCUUAAGGUCAGUCACAUGGAGUCACAAACAGAUAUCCAAGCUACCCAGUCUCUGUCACAAAGAAGCAAAGUCCUCACUAUGAGGCAGAAUAGCAAUAUGUCAAAUAAUGUUAAAAGAACACAUUCUCUGAAUGAAAAUACUACUGUGUUUAAUACUGGGAGUUCCCGCUACUGCCAACAGUUCCACGCAAUGCUCCUAAAGAAGCUAUUGUUCAGCUGGCGCAACUGGAAGCUGAUUUUCUUACAGAUCUUCGGACUUUUAAUUCCCACUAUCCUUCUCUUCCAAGAUAGUGACUUUAAAAUAGCUGAUGAAGAGACAUCCAGGCAAAUGAAUCUGGAUGAAUAUGGCCAAACUAUUGUGCCCUAUUCUAUUUCUGGGAAUUCUACUUUAACUAUAAGUCUCUUAAAACACCUUGAGAGUAUGCUAGCACCUAAAAACCACAUACUUAGGGAAGUGCAAGGUGACGUAGUGAAUUACUUGAGGGAAAAUAAAGAGUGUAUUACUAUGUGUAUUGUUGCACUUUCCAUUGAGGUGCGGACAAAUGAAACAAUCUUCACUGCUCUGUUCAACAAUCAAGCAUACCAUUCACCAUCUCUGUCCCUAUCUGUGUUAGACAACAUCAUUUUCAUGUCACUUUCUGGUGCUGAUGCUUCUAUAACAGUCUACAACAAACCUCAGCCACCCCCUAAGAAAACAAAAAUUAAACAGGUUGAAAGGACUAUGAAUGGACAGGAGGUAGCCAUAAAAUUACAGUUAGGCAUAGCUCUUUUAAUCAGUGGCUUUUGCUUCCUGACAGUGACUGAGAGGAUCACUAAGUCAAAGCACAUCCAGUAUUUGUGUGGGGUCUCUACCCUUGUGUACUGGCUUUCUGCUCUACUGUAUGAUUUCAUCAUUUUCUUCAUUUCCUGCUGCUUACUACUGGGAAUUUUCAAAUAUCAUAAAAUUGAUAUUUACGUCAUGGAUUACCACUUUCUGGAAACAAUGUUGAUCCUUACAUUGUAUGGCUGGUCUUCCAUUCCCCUCAUCUACCUGAUGAGCUUCCUAUUUUCUAAAAGUACUUCUGCAUACAUCAAACUUGUCCUCUUCAACUACAUCUCAGGCACUUAUAGUAUCCUCAUAGAGCAAUUAUUAAAAACCAAAAUGGAAAGUGGCAUGUCGAAUACCACUCAAGCCUUGAUACGCAACAUGCUGCUGCUGCUUCCCAAUUACAACCUUGUGAAGUGCGUCAGCGACUACACUGAGGUCUACAGAGUGAAGAUAUUGUGCACCCAGAAAACUGUUAAUUACCUACUAAAUUGUAGUAAAGAAAAUACUGAGAAGAGUAUUUAUUCUUUGGAAAAUCACAUGAUUGGAAAGUGUUUGAUUGCUAUGAGUAUCCUGGGCUUUGUGUUCCUUAUCUUCAUUUUUCUUUGGGAGAAUGCUUUGUGGAGAUUGAGAGCAUUUAUCCACCAGUAUAUUUACUUUGGUAUUUAUAAAAAGUUCAAGAAGGAUUUAAUGUCCCAGGAAUUAUCUGGGAAGUCUGAAGAUAAAGAUGUUCAAGAUGAGAGAACAAGGAUUCUGGAGCAGCCUGAAGAGUUGCUGAAAUCCCCGUUGCUUAUUAAAGAACUCGUGAAGAUAUACUUUAAAUAUCCAGUAAUUCUGGCUGUGAAAAAUAUCUCCCUUGCAGUCCAAAAGAGGGAGUGCUUUGGAUUACUUGGAUUUAAUGGGGCAGGAAAAACAACUACAUUUGAAAUUUUGACUGGUGAGCUUAGUCCUACCUCUGGGGAUGUGUUCAUUGAUGGCUUUAACAUCACCAAAAAUAACCUAAAGGUGAGGUCAAGAAUUGGCUAUUGUCCUCAGUUCGAUGCUUUGCUGGACUAUAUGACUGGGAAGGAAAUAAUAACCAUGUAUGCCAGAGUAUGGGGAGUAUCUGAGCACCAGAUUCCGCUGUAUGUGGACAAACAUUUGAAGUCACUGGAACUGGAGCCUCAUGCCAACAAUCUUAUCAACACCUACAGUGGAGGAAACAAACGUAGGCUGAAUACUGCUAUUGCGGUAAUGGGAAAGCCCUCGGUCAUCUUCCUGGAUGAGCCAUCCACUGGCAUGGACCCAGUGGCCCGACGCCUGCUCUGGGACACAGUGACAAAGACCCGUGAAAGAGGACACGCUGUCGUCAUAACGUCCCAUAGCAUGGAGGAAUGUGAGGCUCUCUGUACCAAGCUAGCCAUCAUGGUGAAGGGGAGUAUCAUGUGUCUGGGCAGCCCUCAGCAUCUCAAGAACAAAUUUGGUGAUAUUUAUAUCCUGAAGGCCAAGUUCAAGACUCCAGAUAAAGUACCGAAUUUUAAAAAUUUCAUCACAAUGACAUUUCCAGGUAGUAUCUUAAAGGAGGAGAAUCAAGGGAUCCUUACCUACUCCAUCCCAAGGAAGGACAAUAGCUGGGGAAAGGUGUUUGGCAUUUUGGAGAAAGCCAAAGUGGAAUUCAGUUUAGAAGACUAUUCCAUCGGUCAGAUCACCCUGGAACAGGUCUUCCUGACCUUUGCUAACCCUGAUAACGCAGAAGAUGAUUUUGAAGAAAAGGUGCCAUGAGAUCCAGUUGCAGCCCAGUGACUCUUAUGUCUUUCUUCAGUGAUACCUGGACCUCCCUGUGAUUGUAUAUUUUCAUGUCAAUAUUUUAUGUAAUAAAGAUU
Molecule: messenger RNA, 5506 nt
Organism: Chinchilla lanigera (long-tailed chinchilla)
Lineage: Eukaryota; Metazoa; Chordata; Mammalia; Rodentia; Chinchillidae
Product: ATP-binding cassette sub-family A member 3-like
Exons: 31
Coding region: 369-5405 (1678 amino acids)
Biological process (GO): lipid transport; transmembrane transport
Cellular component (GO): membrane; intracellular membrane-bounded organelle
Molecular function (GO): ABC-type transporter activity; ATP hydrolysis activity; lipid carrier activity
Source: RefSeq, a predicted model, not a curated record